Molecule: messenger RNA, 1490 nt
Organism: Varanus komodoensis (Komodo dragon)
Lineage: Eukaryota; Metazoa; Chordata; Lepidosauria; Squamata; Varanidae
Gene: SERPINC1
Product: serpin family C member 1
Exons: 7
Coding region: 16-1398 (460 amino acids)
Molecular function (GO): serine-type endopeptidase inhibitor activity
Source: RefSeq, a predicted model, not a curated record
AGGGAAUACCAUUAAAUGGCAGCAAAUGACCAGUUAUGGAAGAUGCAGCUUUCCAUACUGGUCUUCGCCGGCCUGUGGUCGGCCGUGGCUCUGCACCCCCGCUCCGUGCUGGACGUGUGCACUGCCAAGCCCAAGGACAUUGCCGUGAACCCCGUCUGCAUCUACCGCAACCCCAACAAGAGGCUGCAGGAAGGGAAGAGCGCCGUGCCUGCGAACAUCCCCCCCUCCGUCAACCCCCGGGUCUGGGAGCUGUCCAAGGCCAAUAACCGCUUCGCCACCACCUUCUACCAGGAUCUGGCCCUCUCCAAGGAUGCUGAUCAGAACAUCUUCCUCUCCCCGCUCAGCAUCUCCACAGCCUUCGCCAUGACCAAGCUGGGGGCCUGUGGAGACACCCUCCAGCAGCUCAUGACGGUGUUCAAGUUCGACACCUUUUCAGAAAAGACGUCGGAUCAGGUCCACUUCUUCUUCGCCAAACUGAAUUGCCAACUUUACAAGAAGAUCAACAAAUCCUCUGAGCUGGUGUCAGCAAACCGCCUCUUUGGGGAGAAGUCCCUGAUCUUCAAUGAGACCUACCAGAACGUCAGCGAGCUGAUCUACGGAGCGAAACUCUUGCCUGUGAACUUCCGAGAGAAGCCGGAGUCAUCUAGAAGGGUCAUAAAUGAAUGGGUGGCAAAUGCUACAGAGAGGCGCAUUCUGAACGUGGUCCCGGAAGGUGCCAUCGACGAGAGCACGGUUUUGGUCCUAGUCAACACCAUUUUCUUUAAGGGCCACUGGGAAUCCAAGUUCCACCCUGAAAACACCAAGAUGGAUCCUUUCCACAGAACCAUUGCUGGGCCCUGCCAAGCGCCGAUGAUGUACCAGGAAGGCAAAUUCCGCCACGCGUUCGUCCCGAGCGCCAACGUGCAGGUGCUGGAGCUGCCCUACAAAGGGAACGACGUGAGCAUGGUCCUCAUCCUGCCCUACGUUGGCACGCCCCUGGCUCAAGUGGAACGGGAGCUGACAUCGCAGAAGCUGGACGACUGGCUGAACUCCCUGGAAGAGGUUCUCCUCGCCCUGCACCUGCCCCGGUUCAAGAUAGAGGACAGCUUCAGCAUGAAGGAGAAGCUGCAGCGCAUGGGGCUGAGGGACAUCUUCAGCCCUGAGCGGGCCAGUCUGCCAGGUAUCCUUGCAGGCGGUGGACUACCACUUUACGUGUCUGAAGUGUUUCACAAAGCUUUCCUGGAGGUGAACGAGGAAGGCAGCGAGGCCGCGGCGGCCACCGCAGUGCUGCUCAUGGGCCGCUCGUUUCCGCUGAACAAAGUCUCCUUCAACGCCUGCAGGCCCUUCCUGGUGCUCAUACGGGCCGUUUCCCUGAACUCCAUCCUCUUCAUGGGCAGGGUCGGCAACCCGUGCUCUUAACGCCUCGGUCAUCUCGCUCUGGUCUUGUCUCACGAGUGUCAACCCUUCUGGACAUCUCUGUGUCUACCUAAUAAAAAAAUACCUUUCCCCGA